AUGUUGAGAGCCUGUGCCUUGGAAUUCAAAGGUAGUUGGGAAAAUCACUUGCCAUUCAUAGAGUUUGCGUACGACAAUAAUUUCCAAGCUACUAUUCAGAUGGCACCCUAUGAGGCUCUGUAUGGGAGGAAGUAUAGAGCACCUUUAUACUGGGACGAGGUUAGUGAUAGCAAGCUUAUUGGGCUAGAAAUAAUUCAAGAGAUGAAGGACCUAGUCAGAGUCAUAAGAGAUAGGAUGGCAGCGGCUCAAAGUCGUCAAAAGAGUUAUGCAGAUACAAGGAGAAGAGGUUUGUCUUUCGAAGAAGGUGAUUGGGUGAACCUCAAAAUCUCACCCAUGAAUGCAUCAAGCGGUUUGGAAAGACAUGGAAGCUUAGCCCAAGAUAUGUCGGCCCAUUUCAGAUAA
This is a messenger RNA of Juglans microcarpa x Juglans regia, 402 nucleotides long. RefSeq lists its product as uncharacterized. Bases 1 to 402 code for a protein of 133 amino acids. The transcript has a single exon. Gene Ontology annotation, molecular function: nucleic acid binding. NCBI's taxonomy places the organism in Eukaryota, Viridiplantae, Streptophyta, Magnoliopsida, Fagales, Juglandaceae. The record is from RefSeq and is a predicted model, not a curated record.